AUGUCCUACUCAAAUCAAUCACAGACGAACAUCACUGUUGAACUGCAGUAUCAGGGGUUUCUGGAAAUAGUGUUCUUUACCAUUCUGACUACAGUGACAUGUUGUGUGUUUCUCUUCAUUAAUGUGACCUUGUUAUUCACCUUGAGGAGUAAACCAGUGUUUUGUGAGACCUCUCGUUACAUUCUGCUGUUUAACCUCCUUCUUGCAGACACUGUACUGAUGGCAGAGAGUCAGUUAAUGUACAUAAUCGCUGCUUGUAAAAUAACAAUGACAUAUCCUUUGUGUGGCUUUCUCAACAUGCUUGGUUAUCUCACAAAUGAAAUCUCUCCUCUCACACUGGUGGUGAUGUGUCUGGAGAGAUUUGUAGCUGUGUGUUACCCACUGAGGCACGCUGCCAUCAUCACCGUCAGAAACACAGGGGUGGCUGUUUGUGUUGUUUGGGCCUUCAGUUCACUCAGUGUUUUUAUCCAAGUUCUUCUAAUGUUAAAAUUUCCAUUUGCAGAGCUGGAGAGUCUGCAGAUGAAUGAUUUUUGUGGCAAAGACAAAAUGAUGUUUGAUCCAAUAGCUGCUGAUUUUGAGAAAGUCUACAAUUGUUUUCUGUUUGUAUUAGCUGGUGUGGCAAUCAUUUCCUCCUAUAUUGGUGUGAUGAUAGCAGCCAGGUCGGCCUCCACAGACAAAGCUUCAGCCCGUAAGGCUCGUAACACACUGCUGCUGCAUCUGGUGCAGCUGGGCCUCUGUCUCUCCUCAACUCUAUACAAUCCAUUGCUUAUCGUUAUCUUUGAAAACCUCGACAGGCCCAUGUUUUUGCGCAUCCAGAAUAUUAUUUAUAUUUGUACUAUCAUGCUUCCAAGAUGUCUGAGUGCUCUCAUCUAUGGUCUCAGAGACCAGACCAUCAGACCCGUCCUCAUGUACAAUCUCUGCUGCCAGAGAUUCUCACCUUUGCUCUCAGUCGUCCAAACCAAAGCUAAAAUCAGCAAACUUGUCACUUAAUUGAUGGAAUUUCUUAACAUAUCUCAUUUAAUUCAACUUAACAGAGAAUGUAGAAUG
Micropterus dolomieu (smallmouth bass) is the source of this 1047-nucleotide messenger RNA. Its product is annotated as odorant receptor 131-2-like. The transcript has a single exon. The record is from RefSeq and is a predicted model, not a curated record. Gene Ontology annotation, cellular component: membrane. Lineage: Eukaryota; Metazoa; Chordata; Actinopteri; Centrarchiformes; Centrarchidae. Gene Ontology annotation, molecular function: G protein-coupled receptor activity. Gene Ontology annotation, biological process: G protein-coupled receptor signaling pathway. Bases 1 to 990 code for a protein of 329 amino acids.